This is a messenger RNA of Phanerochaete carnosa HHB-10118-sp, 1305 nucleotides long. RefSeq lists its product as uncharacterized. The record is from RefSeq and is a predicted model, not a curated record. The transcript has 7 exons. Gene Ontology annotation, molecular function: poly(A) RNA polymerase activity; mRNA binding. Gene Ontology annotation, cellular component: TRAMP complex; nucleolus. Lineage: Eukaryota; Fungi; Basidiomycota; Agaricomycetes; Polyporales; Phanerochaetaceae. Gene Ontology annotation, biological process: RNA 3'-end processing. The coding region runs from base 1 to 1305 and encodes 434 amino acids.
AUGUCGACUCUGCCCGCACCUCAUCUUAGCCUGCCAGCGAAACCCACCUUCGCGGCCGCAGUGCUGCCUUCUAGGCCCGACAAUGCGCCUGCAGCGACGGGUGCAACUCUAGGAUCAAGAUCAGGGGCGAAGAGAGACACUCGCGAGGAGUUGCUCACGCCAUGGCUGGAGCGCUUGCCUGUGACACAAUACAACUCUACAGAGCAGCGGCUGCACGAUGAAAUUGUGGCGUUUAUGAACUAUGCGACGCCAAAUGCCACAGAGCGCACUGUGCGCGAGAGACUCAUUGCACGGCUGACUGAGAUUAUCCAGAGACGUUACUGGUGUUCAGACGUCAAAGUGUUCGGUAGUAUGGCACAAGACCUAUCUCUUCUCAGUGGGGUUCAGGAGUACCUCGACACCAUGCCUGCGCUGCGUCCACUGAUCAUGGUCAUCAAGAUGUUCCUCGCUGCCAAGGGUCUUCAUUCCGCAGGGACAGGUGGACUCGGAAGCUACGCGCUCACUCUGAUGGUCAUCAGCUUCCUCCAGCUCAAUCCCGGAAACCGACCCAUUGAGGACCAUGCGAAUCCUAUGGCGGCCGAAUCUCUGGGAUGCUUGCUCAUGGACUUCUUCGACUACUACCACGACAGAUUUCCGUAUGAGACUUCGUACAUCUCUGUUCUUGACCAGAAACUCGGCAGCAAAGAGUCAAAAUGUUGGGUACGAGAGAAAUACCCCGAGGCUCUCGCCGUCGAAUCCAUUAUUAGCCCCGAUCUUGACGUCGGCAGAGCCUGCCAAAAGAUCGCGCGCAUACGCACAGCAUUCGGUGAGGCCUACGAGACGCUAAAAGCGUACAGGGUGAACGGAGUGGUCACGGACCCCAGCGGCCGCGAGAGGGUCGUAUGGCAUGGUAAUGUGCUCGGUAGCAUUCUUGGCGUCACGAACAGCGCUAUGCAACACCGCAGAGAUCUCGAGGACCUCCUCACCAGCGGAGCACUUGACGUCCAGCUAGCCAGGGUCAUGCUCCCCGAGUCGUGGAGUCGCGAGCCACAGUGGUCGCCGGACAGGCCCGGGAACGGGAGCGAUAUCGUGGAGACCGUAGGGAAGGCGGCCGUUACUCCCCUGGUUCACACCGUGACUCUGCGCCUGCAUAUCAACGAGCUCGUUUACAUCCUGAGAGUCGUGACCCUCACUAUUAUCCAUACUACCCUCGUGACUCUCGCUGCCCUCGGCAUCAAGUUCCACCGCAAGCAGCUCAUGAAAAUCGUCGCUAUAUGCUAUACGCUCGACUACCUCACGACGCCGGGCCCUCACUUCGGUGCUUGA